ACGAGCACCUGCUUAUCCAUGGCCGCUCAAAACCCUGCAUCCCCUUCUGAACCUCGUUGGAAUUAUGAUGUUUUCUUGAGUUUCAGAGGUGAAGACACCCGCAAAACCUUCAUUGAUCACCUCUACUAUGCCUUGGUGGAAGCCGGAAUUCACACCUUCCAAGAUGACGACGAGCUUUCUAGAGGGAACCACAUUUCUACCGAACUGCUCAAAGCUAUUCAAGGUUCAAUGAUUUCUAUUGUGGUUUUCUCUAAAGGCUAUGCUUCUUCUAGUUGGUGCCUUGAUGAGAUUGUGGAGAUCCUGCGCUGUAAGAAUGCCAUAGGCCAAACUUUUCUUCCCAUAUUUUAUGACCUGAGCCCCUCGGACGUGCGAAAACAGACCGGAUCGUUUGCAGAAGCAUUUUCUAUGCACGAAGAGCGGUUUCAAGCAAAGAUGGAGAGGGUGCAGAAGUGGAGGGAAGCUCUUACUGUAGCUGGAAACUAUUCCGGUUGGGAUCUCCAAAACAUUGCAAACGGGUACGAAUCAAGGUUCAUCAGAAAAAUUGUUGAAGUAGGUUUGCAUAAAGUGAACAAUGCUUGCUUGCAUAUUGCCAAACAUCCAAUAAGUACGUAUAGAUUAUCGUGUCGAAAAGAUGAAAGUUUUCUUAAAUCUUGGAACAAGUGA
Molecule: messenger RNA, 663 nt
Organism: Alnus glutinosa
Lineage: Eukaryota; Viridiplantae; Streptophyta; Magnoliopsida; Fagales; Betulaceae
Product: disease resistance protein Roq1-like
Exons: 2
Coding region: 19-663 (214 amino acids)
Biological process (GO): signal transduction
Source: RefSeq, a predicted model, not a curated record